AUGGAUAGCAGAAUAGUAAAUAUCGUGUCUUGCUCAUCAUGUAAUCAAUCACUGGCUGAGCCCCCGAUCGUUGAGCAAAUAGAAAAUCCUCUCGUAGCAACCACGUGUACGCAUCUGUAUCACCUGCAGUGUUUGAAAGACGUAAUAGAUAUUGCUCCACCUGGUGCUGUAAAAUGCGUAUUCCCUAGAUGUGACCAAGAAAUCCAACCAGACACUCAUUAUUUCGUAAAAGGUAACAUGAAGCAAAUUACCAUGAUAGAUGAAUUUCGUAACACACCGUCUUUCCUCGUAAGUCGAAUCAAAGAACUAGAAGAAGAAAAUCAAGAAUUACGUAAAACAAAUACAUCACAAGAAAUAGAAAUACAACGCAUUAAUAAUAAAGCUAAACAAAGUAUUCAAAAGAUUAUUGACCUGAAAGCAAUCACGAAAACAGUAGAAUUUUCAACACCAGCACCGAAACUGGAGGAAAUCAAACGUGACUCACCGUUGUCCGAAGAGAAUAAUCGUACUGAUGACGACGGAGAAAUGCUUGAGAUGAAUUUUACCCCUUCAUAUGAAUGCAUGUCUGAUGAAGAUAAAAAAUCAACGAACUCGAAGAUAACAAAAGAAGACAUCCAAGAAUUAUCACCUAUAAAACAAAAAACAAAAGAUAAAUCUCCAAUUACUAAAAAAGCGAACAGUACCAUAAUUAAAAUAAGACAAAGCAGUAAUGAUCGUAAACAGUUGUCACCGAAGAAAAAAUCACCAGAACGCAAAAGAUUAAUAACACCGCCACGUAGCAAAUCUCCAACUAAAUCAACAAUCACACGUAUUCGCCCUACGUCUCCGGUAUACAAACGACCAUACGUAAAACCAAAUUAUUCUAGCUAUCGAUAUUCAACACGCGUACCGAGAACACCAUUAGGAUAUAACAGAAGACAUGAAUUACGAAAACAAGAUUACGAAAGACGCAACUCGAAACGCUACGAAUCUCUGAUGAUUUAUCCAUCUUCUAAAUGUUACCCUAAACCUGGACAAUUUGCGGCGAUUAAGACAAUCAAACAUUUACGUAACUCGAUAACAAUAGAUACCUAUGCAGAAAAAAGAGCUCAAACAGUAUAUUUACCGAUUAACUACACUUUAUUUCGAAAAGAGCUGGAAAAUUUCAGUUACCCGCUAAUGAACAGAGCACCAAAAGAAGUAUACAAUAACAUACGCCCGAUCAAAGAUCAUCUAUUUCUCAGAAGUUUUUCGAUGACAGUAGGAAAUGGUGGUUCUGAAACAAUCUUCUUGAUUCAAAAUCAUUUCAUGAUUGGAGAUGGAGCAAUCCAACAAAUUGUCCACACAGCCGUAAAAGCAGAUCCCAGUUACGUAGAUGCGAUGAAAUUUAAUGACUUCAUACAGCCAAACAUCUCCGUUGACCAACUCGAACGCAAUAUUGACAAACACCUUCUAAAAUCAACGCGAGGUAUAAUAAUGUCGGUAGGCCACAAAGACCUCAUGGAUGGGACCUGUGAAGAAAAGUUAAAAUCUCAGUAUUUACGAUUAAUAAACACUUUGGAACGCAAAGGAGCUGAAACAAUAGUGAUAUUACCUCCAAUCCUGUUAAAAGAGUUUAAGGAUCAAGGUUCUAAAUUACGAGAUUGGCUACAAAGAACAGCACAUGAAAGACAGGAAACAGUAACAUACGUAAGACAAGCGGAAUCCAUACUUGACCGAUCCACUCCAAUUGAAAAAGGUGAAAACGAAGCGCCGACAAUGAUACAACAUAUCAUCUUAGAACUGAUCCUGGGUCUCAUUCCAUUCCUCACCGAAUAAAAAUUCACACAUUGAACCAUUUCGAAAAUCUUCUGAUCCUAUGAAACAAUUUGACACAAAGUAUUCAAGCAUUUCACAUUGCGUAACACAAGAGAAAUAUACUUCCCGUAAUGAUUGUUCACAAAUGGUUUCAACUGAAAUGAAGAUUAAUCCAAGAUAUUAUUCAUCAUCAAGAUAGAAACCUGAAACAGAAAAACAGAAACACAUUAUUAGUUGCAAAUAAUUCAAAAAUUUCGUAAAACACAUACUUGUACUAUUUAUUAUUUUUUAUCUUUUAAGCAAGAAGCAUUGUAAAAUUUUUUUUUUCUUCUCUUCUCUCUUCCCUUAUCAGUAAGCAGUGUUAUCUAUUUUUUAUUUUUUUUAUUAUUCUACAAAUUAUGUAUUUUAAUAUGUUUUUACCUAGUACAGUUUCCAUUUUAUCCAUUCAUUCAUUUCUCGGAAGGUCCAUGUUCAAGCGUAAUAACCAAAUGUUGACAUAAUUCGGGGCAGAAGAAGAGGAGAUCGCAAUCAUCUCUUAAUUUGAGAAUUUAUGUAAACACUAUGCCAUUACACAAACUCGGGGCAUAUGUAGAGACAGAUUGUGAUGCAUUUUCGGUCGCGUAUGCGAGAGAAAUUCGUUCUGCCUCUAGCCAACAUUAAAGAUAGUUUCGUAAUACGACACCUAGCGGAUUAGUUCACUCUAUACUUCGUAACGAGAGAACAUACGCUAGAGAAACCAGUCAUUUGGCGACUCCCGAUGAUAAAACAUCGGAUAUCAAUGUUCCGGAGAUGGUAUAGGACCACCUAUACCAUGCUAUUUGCGUAAAUCUAAUGGACUAAAUUAGUAGCACAAGUCCAGUCAUAUACGAAAUAUGAACUGGUGAAGCAAGUGAUCUAUUUCGAAUAUGUUCUGUGUUCCAGUUACGUUGAUAGAGUCGUUCAGAUGCACUCGGGUCCAGGAGUUAUUACGUAAAACAUCCGAGGAUCCUUAUUGUAAAUCUCAUCUAAAUGAGUAACAUAUAUGGACCUUCCCACAUCCGUGUACUGUUCCCUAUUCCCUGUGGUGAUGUGCAUUGCACUUUCUUAGGCAUGAAUAUGCUAUCUCUCCUUUUCGUAAUACUGUACAGGCCAGUAUAAAUAAUAUAGCUUGAGUAAGUUGUUAUUACGUACUUGAAUAAACAAUACAUGGAAUGACAACUGAAGAUGUGUUUCUUAUUUCGUAAGGUAUAUAUAAUUAGAUAAUUGUCUGUGUGGUAUACGUAAAUACACUCAGUGUCCGAAAAGUAGGUAACGAGGCGGUAAGUCGCCAGGUACCUACAAAGCUCUCAGAAGCUAGGUACUGCUAGACCUCAAGUAGGUAGCUAGCAUAUGUGAGACCUAUACAUGGAGAUGUGCUUGUAACAGCAUCAUCGUAAUGUGCAGAAUAUAUCUCCACAAAAAAUUAUUUAUAUCGUUUAUUAAUCUGUGAUCAAGAGUAUGAAAAAUUCAUUGGAAAAAUAAAAUUUUAUUGUUCUUACGAUAUAAGAGCUGUACAAGUAUUCAAAGAACAAUUCCUGAAAAAUGAAUUAACAGCACACUCUGACUCUGGUGAAAUUGGUCUCAUUACCAACAUCAAUAAAUGGAAUAAAUUCAGCGAAUUUAUCGACGAAACUUUUGAAAACGAUAUUACGUCAAGAUUGGUGGUGAAGAAAAAGUUGGUAUCAAAGAUGGCCUGCACUUCUGCCUACCAAAACCCUAAACAUUUUGAAACCUUUUAUAAUCGUUUCGAUGAUCUCGUGAAAGUUGUUGAAAUGUUAUUUGUAGACGAUAGUAGUAGUAUACAAACACGGUUUCUGGGGUGGUUUUGAAUUAAUCCCACAUUUCUGUACAUAUUUUUUCGUUUUUGUACAUAUUUUUAGUGCCUACGAACAGUCUAUUACCAAGACGUGUAUGUUGAAUAAAUUGCAUACUCGACAGUUUCAAGGUGUGUACUGUGUUUUAAAUUUUAUUAACUAAGAAGAAUGAAAAAAUUGAACAUGGAUAGAACUUGAAUUUAUUUAUUACGAAACAAAAAAUUUGAGUAGGUACAUUUGUUAGUAGGUAAGUAUAUAUUACAUAUUUUUAAAAAUUGAAAUGUAUUAUAAAAUAUGGCUCAAUAAAAAUUAAAUAGAGUUGGAAAUUUCAUUUUUCAUACAUUUGCUUUAUCAGGUUUUCCAUUUCUAAAUCGUCAUCUUGAAGUUCUUUUAACACAAGCUUAUGUUCAUUUUCUGUCUCUGUGUAAGUUUUACAUUUGCAGUAACAUUGACCAUAUGCUCCGCAUUUGAAGCACCCAACAGCAUCUACCUCAGUUUCAUUCAAUUGGAAGCAUUCUUUUCCACAACAGUAAAUUGGUUUUCUCAAUCGUUUAUGUGUACCUGAUGUUGUUUUAUCUGCGUUUUCAUCUGGUAACUGUUGAUUGUUUUCAGGACUUGUAGUCUGUUCAUCUGUGUUUUUAUCUGUCAACUCUUGAUUGCUGUUUUCAGGAUGUUCCUCAUUAUUGAUCCAUGUUCUAUAUUUCUGAACAUUGAUGUAGGCACAUGCAAAUGAUAAAUGGUUACCAAUUGGAUGAUGAACAGCUACUUUACAAUCCAGGUAAUGUGUUAAAAAGGGUAACUCCUUUGUAGGUGGGCAGUUUAGGCUGUUUAGAUCAAUUGUUGUUCGGUUUAAAAGCUCUUCUAAAGCUUUACAUUUUUCUUUACCUUUUAAGUAAAUUUUUGUAGCAUGAAACAAAAACAAUUUUAUAAGUUUCACGACAUGAUGUAGUUGCAUAUUGCCAUCUUCCCACUUUAGUCCAUGGUAAUUUUUUUGUAACCAUGCGACUUCUUUUCUUCUUACCUCUGGAAGUUGGGUGAUUGAAUAUGGAGGACUCACUAUGAAACACGUUGGAUCAUCUUUUCCAUCUCUGGAUACUAUUGCAAAUUCUUUGAUUAUAAAAUUAUUUAAUUGAUCUCUAAAUCCCAAGAAAUCAACAAUGAACUCCCUCUCGAAAGCAGAAGUAGGAGGCACCCAUACUGAUGGAAAAGUAUUUUUUUUCUCUAAUUUUUUAUCGCUAGAUCCGAAUCCUUGCUCUUGUCUUUCUGUAUCAUUUAAUUUCUGUAAGUUUAAAACAAAUCAUUAGUGCUUGAGUCAGCAAAAGUUUUCAGAAAUAUUAAGGGAGGAUACAUUAAAACACUGAAAAAGCAGAUACCAUAAAUAAAUAAUAAAAUAAAAAACUUGGUUCAUCUAUAGUGAUACUUACAUCACUCUCUUCUAAUUCAGGAUGAAGUAUUAGCUCAAUAAUAAGUUGAGCUACCUUGUCACCCUUUUUGAUUUUAAAAUCUUCAUUAUUAUGAUUGUGAAUAAUUAUUUGAAUAUUUCCCCUGUAAUCUUCGUCAAUCACGCCACCUACAGAAUUGUAAGAGAACUUUGUUCAAGAAAUUCAUUACAAUAAUUUAAAAGAUACUUUAGUUAGAUAGGUACCUACCUCCAAUAUCAAUAAAGUGAUUUAGUGCCAAACUAGAUCUUGGAGCUAUUCUACCAUAGCAGUUGUUAGGCAUUUGAAGUUGUAAAUCUGUUUUAAUUAAUUCCCUUCCUUUUGCAGGAACAAUAUAAUCAUAUGCACUAAAUUAAAAAAAAAACAUUGAAAAAAUAAAUCAGUAGGUACUUUAAAAAAGAAGAAAGGGAUAUGAAUAAAAAAUUUUAAAAAUAGGUAUAUUGGAAAAAAUCAGCAAGACUUGAAAAAAUAAGUGUGUAGGUUUAAAUAAAGAAUUGAAAAAAAAAAGAAGAAAUAAAUAUAGUAGAAGAAAAAAAAUUACAUACCUCUUCAAAUCAUAACCAGCUGAUUUUAAAGUUGCUUUUGUUGGAACAAAUGCGUUUUCUGACAUCUUUACAAAUUUUAAUACAUUAGCCAUGGUAUGAAAAAAAUAUUACACAACUUUUUUCAAAAAUACCUGAUCACAAUUGAAAUGUUCGAAAUUUAUAUAAAUUCACUUCAAAUUAAACACACUGAACUGUCUAAAAUACAGAUACUGGUAUAGGUAGGUACUGUGUAUUUGCAAGGCUUUAUAUACUAGAAAUCUUCAGUCAACUUUACAUGACCUCAAAUUUUCCCCAGAAAAUUAUUUCAUUAAAUCCAGUAAAAAUUACGAUGAAACAGAUUUUCGUAAGUUUAUUUACUCAACUUUCAUAACCUUACCUACAUACUUUCAAUGAUGCAAUUUUUAUGAUGUGGGUAUUAUAGGUGAUCAUCAAACUAAAGAAAACCAAGUCUUAAAACAGGUUCAGAAUAGACUUACAUUUUUUUAUUAUGUUGCACUCUCGGAUCUUGCAUUUUUUGUGCAUUCUACAUACCUAUAUCUUAACAGUGUUUAGAAGGUUGUUAUAGUUACCUACCUUGAUUAUUUUGUUUUGCUAUAAAUUAGGCAAGAACAGUAUUACACAAAGUGAAUCAACAGACAUGAAAUAUAAAUAGGUACCUUACACAAAAUUUAUGAGAAAAAAAAAAUCCGUUCAUUUUAGUAGGGAGAACGACUACAAUUUAUAAUAUAAAUACGAGAAUGAACUGCAUAGUAAAAUUAAUUUCUGUGUUGUUGUUAGUUUGGUGGUGUUUGUAUAGUAAUUUCGUGAUACCUAUCUUAUUAUUUUCAUUUUUCAUCAUGUCUUCUCUAGAUAUAACUGAAAUUUUCAACACUUUUUUAACAAGAAUUUUUGAUGGUGAACUUUAUAUAAAAAAGUUGAUUUUAAGGAAGCCAUUUACUCGUACAGAAUUCCAGGAAAUACUAGAGAAAUUUAAGGACCUAAAAAUGAAGGAACUCAUUCCAUUUGAGAUGGAGUCUGCAGUUGAAGGUUGUUUGGAAACUCUGAGAAAAGAGAUGAUAGAGGAGGAACGGAGAAUUGUAAUUCAACAAUUUGAAGAUUCUAUUAAGCGAGCUGUGGAGUCUGCAAUGAAACUGGUCUACUCCCCACAUCCAGAGGUACCAUCAUAUUCAAUAUGAUUUUUAAAAAAUUAUUUCAUCAUUGAUUUUUCAAUAUUACAAGUACAUUUUAUUCAUAUGUAGGUACCUACUCAUUUUUUUCUUACUGUUACUAUUUUAUUCAUGGUGAAUUUGUAAUUAUGCACUAUACCUAAUGAAAAUAAAUUUUUUUAAAAACAACUUUGUGCUUUUUUUUUUUCAAUUUGAAAAUAACACAGACUGAUAUAUGUGUAGUAUACCUACCUAAAAAAAGUUCAAUUUGGACAUGUUCCUGAUACAUAAAAAAAUUUCUGUAACAAUUUUAUAGUUUAUUGAUGAUUAUGGAUUACAUUAAAAAAAAAAAAAAAAAAAUACAUUAUCAUUCUUAGCUUAGUCAACAUAAUCGGAUACAUUAAUCCAACUGUUUUCUGAUAUAGGUAAACCCAGCCAUUUCUCUCUGAUUUUGUUAUUUUUUCUUCGAAUUAUCUUCUCAAUUAAAUGAACUUGAGGGUGUUUAGCUUUGAUAAUUUCUUCACGGUAAAAAGAUCCUUGUAUAGGUUGUUUUCUCAAAUCUUCCAACACGUAAGUAGUAGGAUAUGAUACAUUUUGAAUUUUUUUUAUUCUAAAAACUUCAUUUGAAUAGUUUUGAUGGUAGGCCUUGUCAAAUUUCCCACGAGAGAAAGAUAUCCGAACUAGGUCAUUUUUUUUAAACUUUUCUGAUAGAUAUUUUCGUUUUGGGGCUGUGUUUUUCAAAAUAUUUUUCAAAACGUCAAUUUCAUUGCUAAAAUUGACAUCUAUAGGUCUGUAUUUGGUAGUGUGAUGAAUAGUUUUGUUGUACAAAUUAACAACUUCAGGUAAUACUUUCAGGUAUCUAAAAGAACCCUGUUUAGCCAUUUCUUUAUAAAGAGCAGUUUUUAAGGUUCUUAUCACUCUUUCUACAAUUGAAGCUUUUAUUACAGAAUAUGUACUGUAAUGAUUAAUGUUGUAUUUUUUGUAAAUUUUUUCACAUUCUCUGUUGAAAAAUUCUUUCCCAUCAUCAGUUUGUAAAUUUUUUGGGGGGUUUGCUCUGAUGAAUAUUUUUUCUAAAGCAGAUGUUACAUCUGUCAUUUUCUUGCUUUUCAAUGGUUCAGUAUAUACCAUUUUAGAAAAACAAUUUAUGACAACUAAAAUAUACAUGUACUUAUUAUUUAUAUUAGCAUAUUUUUGCAUAUCUAUCAAAUCUGCAGCAUACAAAUCAUACAAAGAUCUAAUUUCUACAUGUCUACGAGUAUAAUUUUUUCUUGCUGGACUGUACAAUUGAUUGAUCAAUUCAUUUUUAAUGCUUAAACCCAUGACAAUAAUUUUUAGUAUAUGUACUCUUCCUGGAGUUCUUCUAAUAUGGCAUUAAUUUCGUUUGUUAUUUCACUAGAUGUAUUUCCAGCUUGCUUUUCAGCAUGUAAUAUUUUCAAACGAGAAACAAGUUCGUUUGGAUCAUUAAAAUAAAUUACAUUAAAUUUCUUAUUAUUUGAUACCUUGUAUCUGUAAUGAGGCUGAGGAAUGAUGUUAAGGUUAUGUUUGAUUUUAUUUUUCUUCAAUUUUUUUCUAUUUAUAUUCUGACGAUUCGGAUUUUGUAUUGAUGUAGUCCUUGAAGUUUUUUUAGUGUUAUAAGGAUGGCUUGAUUUAUGUCUUUUCAAACCAGAGCCUUUUUUAUUUAUAGAAGAUGGACUCUCUAAAUUUUUGAGUGGUAUUUGAAGUUGACUGUGAUGUUGAGGUUCCUGAUCAAAAACUGUACCCUCAUUUAUUGAGGGGGUGCUAUAAACACUUCUUGUUCUAGGUGUUCUUUCAGGGGUAGAAACAUACAAAUGUCCAACAAGGCUUUUAAGAAAUUGAAAUUUAUCAGAACGACUUCCAACAUUCUUCCAGGCUCCAGAGCUGUUUUUUACAGCAUCUGUACUGUAUAUUAUUUCACGAUAGCUUUCCAAAUCAUCUCCAGUGUACAGAUUUUUAUUUUGAUCAAUUGAUUUACUUGUUAAAAGAUAUUUCAAGCCUGGUGUUAAAUUGUAUGUUUUAUUAUCAUGAGUUAUUAGAUAGUCAUCAACAACUACAACAUUUUUUUUCCCUAUUGUAAAUUCUUCAGUUGUAGGGUUAUAUUUUAAUCCAUAGACACUAUCUGCUAAUGGUGGUAAUCCCUCAAUUGUGAUGGAUGGCUGUGGUGAAGGUGGUGGUUGAAUAAGUGAUGAAUCGUUUAUUAUUUCUUCAAUUUUGGACUGGGACUUGAGAGAUUGUUGAUUUGAUGAUUGAUUAGAUAAUGAAAGAGUCACACGUUUAUUUCCCCCCCUUUUUUUUAGAACUGUUUUUAAAUUUGAUUCAAUAUUUGUAAGAGGUCCAACUAUUGGUUGUAAAUUUUCUUGAACAUGCUGAGCUGUUUGUUCUUUAAUUAAUUUUAAUGCAUUAAAUUUUUCUUUGAUAUCUUUAGCUACUUCUAAAAUUUCACUUUUUUCCUUAAUUUCUUUAUUUAUAUUUGACAUGCUAUCUGUAGAUAUCAUAGUGUAUGUAUUGAAAAAAUUUGAUUAAUAACAGUGUUGAUUCAUUGAUUCAAAAUAAUGAAGUGAUGAAAUGAUGAUCUCAAUUUGCCAUUAUAUACAUUUUUCCCAUCUGUAUCUAUGAUUAUGAAUCCAUAAAUUUUAUUCCACACAUGCUUACAUAUGUUUUGAAAUUUUUCAAAUGAUAUGUUAUCUGCACUCAAAUGAUCAUCAUAAACAUGUUUCAAAUUUAAAGCAUCCUGUUUGAAUAAAACCACAAAAUUUGCAUUGUCUCUAAUAAGUGACUUACUUAUUCUGGCAUAACUCUGACAUAAUAAGAAACAUGAUAUGAAUUUAUGACGACCCAUGGAAAAGUAUUGUCUCAAUUUUUCAUUUGCUUCAUUUGUUGAAGAAAUAUCAUCAAAAAUUACAAUACUAUGACUUUUACAAUUUUCUGGGCUUGGUAAAUCUUCACAAUUUGAGUAACAAUGAAAACCAAUUUCUGGGAUCAAUUUGAACACAUUUUUUAUUUUCUCAUACUUAGUUUGAUAUAAAGUUUUACUGAUCAAAUAUACAUGAUCAAAUUUUAACCCAUUUUUAUGGCACAAUAAAGUUACAAUCAAAUUAGUUUUUCCACACCCUGACUUUCCAACGAUCAACCCUCUAAUUGAAUCAGGAAACAAUAGACCAUGGAUUUUUUGUGAUUUUGACAUUUUUUUUGUCAUUUUAUUUUCAAAAACAGCUAUGUUGGUAGGCAGUUUUGUAGUUUGCUCAAUUAUUUUGAAAUCACCAUUAUUUGAUAACAUUUUGAAAUUUUUCCACCUAUAAUGGGUGAGAAAAGUAUAAAUACUGUUACUUUUCAUCAAGUUAGUUCAUUUAUAUAUGAAUUGUUCAGAGAUAUGUUAGAUCACUCUUCUCAAAAUAAAAGACAUCAAACUGGUGAAGGUUUGAUAAAUACAAUCAUAAAUAAGCUACCAUUUGAAUUGCAUUAUCCAGGCUACAGAUAUUUGGGUCCAGGUACAAAACUUGAAGAAAAGUUGGAUCAAAAUAUUUCUGGAAUAAAUCCUCUAGACGAAGCAGCAAAAUUACAUGACAUUGCCUACUCAAAACAUCAAGACCUGGAAAGUAGACACAAAGCAGAUAAGGAAUUGGAGUAUAAAGCUUGGGACAGAGUUAAAAGUAAAGACUCAAAUUUUUCUGAGAAAGCAGCAGCUUAUUUGACAACAAAUCUUAUGAAGAUUAAAAGAAAAAUUGGAGCAGGGUUGAAAAAAAAAUCCUGCCAGCGUAAAAGAAUCAAUCAAAUCAAUUGUGGUACUCGUAAAAUUAAAGGUAAAGGUUUAACCUUCAAUCAAAUUGUAAACAAGGCCCGCCAAGUUAUUAAAAGGUAUCCUAAAGAUAGUCUUGAAAGUCUGGUUGCCAAGUCAUUAGGUACCGUUAAAAAAUAUAAGGUGAAACAGACACGUUCUCGUGUUAAACGUGUGAUCCCAGUACCUAAGACAGGCGGAGCUAUACCACUCAUACCUAUAUUAUCCGCUUUAUCUCACGUAGGAACGAUAACUGGUGGAAUUUCUUCUGUGUUGAAUGCAAUACGUAAUAUUCGUUCAGUCAUUACAAAUCAAAAAGGUAGCGGAAUCAGUAGUAAAUUUACACCAGUUAGUGUUGGACAAGGUCUUACCAUUGGACCAUAUAAACGAGGUUUUGGUUUAUAUACAUUACGAUGACAAGCAGAUGGGCUUCAAGAUUGCCACCAUCUAACAAACCUUUGGAUUCAACUCAGUUGUGGUAUUUAAUAAAAAAAUUCAAUGUCAAUCACUUUAGAGGAAUAUUUUCUAGAGAUGGUUUACCUAAACAGCCUAGAAAAAUUGAAUGUGGAAUAGUGAAUUUAGAUGCUUAUAAAAACAAGGGAACUCACUGGUGUUGUUAUUAUAAAUAUUACAACACCAUAAUUUGGCAUGACCCCAUUGGAAACAUAUCCCCUCCUUUAGAAAUGAUUAAAUAUUUUAAAAAUAGAAAAAUAAUUUAUAAUCACGAACCUACCCAAAAAAUUAAUUCUGUUAAUUGUGGCCAUAUGUGUAUUAAAUUUCUGAUAGAUAUGAAUAAAAAACCCCUAAAAAAAUGUCAAUUGAUUACUCAGCUAUGUUAGAUAAUUUAAGAUUGUGUAUCAAUUUUAUUGUAAUUUGUUGUCAUGUUGCGAAAUGUUACAUAAAAAAUUGUACAGAAAA
Messenger RNA from Planococcus citri (citrus mealybug), 11448 nucleotides. RefSeq lists its product as uncharacterized. The record is from RefSeq and is a predicted model, not a curated record. The coding region runs from base 1 to 1797 and encodes 598 amino acids. Lineage: Eukaryota; Metazoa; Arthropoda; Insecta; Hemiptera; Pseudococcidae. The transcript is spliced from 2 exons.